Rhinolophus ferrumequinum (greater horseshoe bat) is the source of this 6183-nucleotide messenger RNA. It is a transcript of the gene NTNG2, whose product is annotated as netrin G2. Bases 2338 to 4113 code for a protein of 591 amino acids. The transcript is spliced from 10 exons. The record is from RefSeq and is a predicted model, not a curated record. Lineage: Eukaryota; Metazoa; Chordata; Mammalia; Chiroptera; Rhinolophidae.
CUUUCUCUGUCCUCAGGCUCUUUGUUCCUGAUGCAUCCUGCCUGUGCGCUGCAGUGAGAACCCACCGUGGAGGGGGCCAGGAGCUCCUGGAAACCACUUGUGCCCCUGGGAGAAGAGGAAGCUCUCCUACCUCCCAGGGAGCCAGCCUGGCAGGAACUCUCCAGGGGGCUGACGAGCCCAAGGCUGCCCAGUGUUGCCAAGUCCGUGGCCUCUGCCCUGGCCCCUGCAGGAGUCCUCCCACACCGUCCUCCCGAGCUUACCACCGAGUGAGGCCCCUCCUGCCCCUGUCUGCACUCCCUUCAGAGCCGGCUUGGCUUCGUCAAAAGCAGGGCCCAUCAGGGUGGAGGCGGCGAUGUGUCAGCUGGUAUUCAGGCUCUGGUUGUGAGCUCAGAUCGCUCCCCCUCCCCAUCUCCCCAAAUCCACCCACCCACACCCCUUUACCCACUGCUUGGGGCCUUCUGGGUGGCAGCACUUCACAGAGGGAGACAGAGCAGAAGCCUUGAGCCCUUGGCUGUUGGGGUGGGCGGACUGACUCACUUAGCCCCCUCCCUAGUACCGAUGGGGCAGCCCCCACGCCCAUGGGCGCUGGCACCCGGUCAGGCCCCUGGGUUUCGGAAAAGGAAGCUGCAGCCCCGCGGCGCCUGACCUGAGCUGGCUGAGGAUGCGCUCUGCGCGCUGGGACCCGCUGGCCCCCGGGCGGGGAGGAGAUGUUUAGGCAGCGAGCCCCCAGAGCAGGCUUGCUUCCGCGGCCGCCUGCUGGGGCCACCCUGACCGCGGGCCCGCCAGGACGCCCCUGUUCGCGGCGCCCCUCCCCGGGCGGUGGCGCGUCCCCCGAGUCUCGCAAUAUUUCCUUCCUGCACCUUUAAGAAGACCGUUGCUCCGUGGUGGGAUGGUGUGUUAAAGCCACACAGAGGAAGUUACGCAGCCCGGAUCAGACCGAGAGAUAAAAGCCCCGAUGGUGAUCGUGAGUGAUGGCAAGAGGAUUUGGCCUCGGCAUUAACUUGGAGCUGAGUGCAGGGGGGCAGUGAAGCGCCCAGCCAUCUGGCCCGCGCCGCGCGGGGGGAUGCCCCGGCGCCCCGACGAGCAGCCGCGAAGCCCACCCAGGCCGGGGGCUGCCCGGUGCCCGAGCACGGGUCCUCUCCGAGCCGCCCAGGGGGGCCAAAAAGUUUGCACUUGUUAGCGCCGACCUCCCGCUCGCCCGCGGCGGGCGAUGCAGGCGGUGCGGGUGGCCCCCUCCCCCUGCCCGUGUCUCCGGGACGGCUGCGGGCGGCCCCCCCGGCGGCCGGAGGGCUCCCCAACCCCACUCUGACGGCCGCAGCGGCGGCGGCCACAGCGGCGGCGGGAGCGGCGCGAGGAAGGAGCAGCGGCUCGCAGCCCUCCGGCCCUCGCCCCCACCCAGCGCCAGCCCGAGGGGGAAGGCGGAGCGCCAGAGGGUGGCGGUUCUCGGCCUCCCAGGUCCCCGCUCCGGGAAGCUGCUCCGAGCCGGGGUGUUGUUGCUAAUGAGCUCUCCUCCCUUCUUACAAUGAAAGGCAAGCCAGACCCCGGGUACCUGGAUGGAUGGAGAGCUGAAGUCCCAGAAACUUCAUAAUAAGUUGCUGAUGGCUACCAGCCAAGGUCAGCUGGCCCCCAUUAGUGCCUGUCCCCACCAAAACAGAGCCAAAUAAGCUUCUCCCCAGUUAACACCUCAGUAGCUUUUUAUGUUUUGGUCCAGCCACACAAUUGUUGUCACUUUAAGCCCAUAUGAAAAGAAAUCUCUUUUAUGGGUCUGAGAUGCCAAGUCCGGUCCCAGAGAGGGAACAUGUUUCCAGCUAACACAUCCACCUCCUGGUUUUAUUCUAUCUUUACAACGCAGGCCAGAGGGUUGUUUUGCAGUAGUGGUGAGCACAUCACACACGAAGGGCCUUUUAAAGACCUGGAUUGAUUGGAAGGACAAAAAUUACAGGCAAUGUGAUCCGGCCCCAUGCCAGAGCCCUGUGGAUUUCCUCCCUAUCCCAUUUCCACCCACUGUCACAAUUUGAGAGUCUGCCUGAUUUGAUCAGAUUCACCUCUGGGAGAGGUACAAUGCCAAGGUCAGGAGGACGCCAAGUUAUGGGCAACUUUUUGAUCUGCCUAUCAGCAGUCUGAGAAACGCUGGCUCUGAGUUUUCCAUCUUAUCCUUUUGGAAAAAACAAGUUCCUCGCCGUCUGAAACCCGGCGGUACUCGAGUCCCUGGGACAUCCGGCCUCCGUAGCCUGGUAGAUGUGGCAUUUCCAUGCUGAGGCUGAGAGCCCCGCCUGACCCCGUCGUCGCUGACUGUCCAGGGCCCCUCUGGGCUGCGCCCCUGCAGACUGCACAGCCAUGCUGCACCUCCUGGCACUUUUCCUGCACUGCCUCCCACUGGCUUCUGGGGACUAUGACAUCUGCAAAUCCUGGGUGACCUCAGACGAGGGCCCCACCUGGGAGUUCUAUGCCUGCCAGCCCAAGGUGAUGCGCCUGAAGGACUAUGUCAAGGUGAAGAUGGAGCCCCCGGGCAUCACAUGCGGAGACCCCCCUGAGAGAUUCUGCUCCCACGAGAACCCCUACCUGUGCAGCAAUGAGUGUGACGCCUCCAACCCAGACCUGGCCCACCCGCCGCGGCUCAUGUUUGACAAGGAGGAGGAGGGGCUGGCCACGUACUGGCAGAGCGUCACGUGGAGCCGCUACCCGAGCCCGCUGGAAGCCAACAUCACCCUCUCGUGGAACAAGAGUGUGGAGCUGACGGACGACGUGGUGGUGACCUUCGAAUACGGCCGGCCCACGGCCAUGGUCCUCGAGAAGUCCCUGGACAACGGGCGCACGUGGCAGCCCUACCAGUUCUACGCAGAGGACUGCAUGGAGGCCUUCGGCAUGCCCGCCCGCCGCGCCCGCGACCUGGCGGCGGCCGGCGCCCACCGCGUGCUGUGCACCGAGGAGUACUCGCGCUGGGCGGGCUCCAAGAAGGAGAAGCACGUGCGCUUCGAGGUGCGGGCCCGCUUCGCCAUCUUCGCCGGCCCCGACAUGCGCAACAUGGACAACCUGUACACGCGGAUGGAGAGCGCCAAGGGCCUCAAGGAGUUCUUUACCCUCACCGACCUGCGCAUGCGGCUGCUGCGCCCCGCGCUGGGCGGUACCUACGUGCAGCGGGAGAACCUGUACAAGUACUUCUAUGCCAUCUCCAACAUCGAGGUCAUCGGCAGGUGCAAGUGCAACCUGCACGCCAACCUGUGCUCUGUGCGUGAGGGCAGCCUGCAGUGUGAGUGUGAGCACAACACCACCGGCCCCGACUGUGGCAAGUGCAAGAAGAACUUCCGUGCCCGGUCCUGGCGGGCCGGCUCCUACCUGCCGCUGCCCCACGGCUCUCCCAACGCGUGUGCUGCUGCAGGCUCCUCCGUUGGCAAGUGGAUCAGACCAUGUACAGCGGCCCCCCUCAGGGGGAGCCCCUCUUGGCGUCAGGUGUCCUCCAGUGCAGAAGCUAUGGGCACCUCUGCCCGUGCCCCCAAGGCCUCCAAACCUUUCCAGCUCAGGCCCAAAUCUCCUCAAGUGAUGCCUAUUGAAAAAUUCCAAGAUAAGAGGAAGGACUGCGAGUGUUAUGGCCACUCCAACCGCUGCAGCUACAUCGACUUCCUCAACGUGGUGACCUGCGUCAGCUGCAAGCACAACACGCGAGGCCAGCACUGCCAGCACUGCCGUCUGGGCUUCUACCGCAAUGGCUCUGCCGAGCUGGAUGACGAGAACGUGUGCAUCGAGUGUAACUGCAACCAGAUCGGCUCCGUGCACGAUCGGUGCAACGAGACCGGUUUCUGCGAGUGCCGGGAGGGUGCGGCGGGGCCCAAGUGCGACGACUGCCUCCCCACACACUACUGGCGGCAGGGCUGCUACCCCAACGUGUGCGACGACGACCAGCUUCUCUGCCAGAACGGCGGCACCUGCUUGCAGAACCAGCGCUGCGCCUGCCCGCGCGGCUACACCGGCGUGCACUGCGAGCAACCUCGCUGCGACUCCGCCGACGACGACGGCAGCCUGGACUGCGACCGCGCGCCGGGGGCCGCGCCGCACCCCGCCACCCUGCUCGGCUGCCUGCUGCUGCUGGGGCUGGCCGCCUGCCUCGGCUGCUGAGCCCUGCCGGAGGACCCGCGGCCGGUGAGAGCCGGUCCGCGCGCCCUGCGCCCUGCGCCCAGGGGCCCGAGGCUCCGGGGACCCGGGGGCCGGCCUCCGCGGCGGGGCGGCGAGAAGGGUGCAGCAGGAGCUGCUCCCAGGUGCUACUCAGCGGAGUCCUCUGCCCUCCUCCCGCCCCGCUCCGUGGCACCUGCCCAGCCCUGGCUCUACAGCAGGGGGCGCUGUGGGGCCUUGGCCCCAGCGGCCUGCGAUUUUGGUCUUAGUUUUUCUAUUAUCCUUCGCCCCUUGCCCUUUUCCUAUUUUUUUUUUUUUUAUUUUUUGCUGGCGGUGAGACCGGGUGGGGAGAAACGCUGGUCACCCAACACCCCCAGAUUCACACACACACACACACACACACACUCACACACACACUCACUCACUGUUGCAGACCCCCUGCGCCUAUCCCUGGCUUACCAUCAGCCAGCGGACUCGGAACUCCAGUUGCCUACAACUCUAGUCGCUGACUCGAUUCUCUUUUAUAUUCUUUCUCAGUUGUACUUUGCAACCCACCAGACCGCAGGCCCCUCCAGAGGCUGGUGACCAAGGAACUCACCGUCUGGGGGAGGGAGUUAGGAAGGAGGGUUGGGAGGGCUGGAAACUUUGUUUUGUAGAGAACUAUUUUUGUUUGUAUUAACCAUCCCCUGUAAGAAGGGACACGACUGGGACGCUGGUCACCACGGGGUGCUUGAUGGUGUAUAAUCCGACAGAGUAAAACAUCUGCUCACUGCUGCCUCCAGGGCCUGUUUUCUUUCUGUGUUCAUUUGGGAUUUAAAGAGGCACCCCAAUAUCACCUUAAAGAAACUAUUUCACUUUCAGGCUACCAUCCCCCAGGCUCUCUCACCGCUCGGCCAGGUGUGGCCAUGCCAGUGACCCACAUGCUCCCCAAACUUGGGAGACUGUCGCCCUCCUUCCCCAAAACAAACAAACAAACAAAAAACCCAGAGUUUAUUGCACUUUUCCUCAGCUGUCCUCAAAUUUAAAAGCACUCGGUGGACGCUGAUACAGCCACUGAGAAGUCCGAGGGACAGGACUGGCCCGCGUUCUGCUGGCGCGUGACUUCCAGGCCCCGGUUUCUAAAUCAGAGGGACUGUGUGGUCUCAGACCUGCCGGACCCCAGGCCUCAGGUCCAGUGUCUGCGGCCGCUGCCUCUUUCCAGAGGCCCCUGCUGGCCUGAGAGUCCCAAGGAGGGAUGGCCAAGGCGACGCAGGGACAGCGUGGGAGUUGUGAGAGGACGCUCUGAAGAAUGGAGCCCAUCAGCUGAGGCCCUUGGCUAGGGAGGGUGCCCUGGGUCUGUCCAGCCCUUGGGUGUUGCGCUCCGGGUUUCCCUCCCUACGUACGUACGUACUUCCUCAAAGCCUCAAAGACACCCAGGGCCACGGAUCCGGUUCUGGUUCCUCAUUGCUCCUAUAGCCCCCACCUGCGAUCACCCUUUGACACCUGCUCUGCCAGCAGCUGCCACUCUUUCCAGGCUGGGAAGUUUAGACCUGCCACACUCCCUCAAGUCCCCAAGGCAAUGCUAAGACUGGGUUUAACAAAACUUGACCUUGAGGAUGAGAUUACAAUACAGGAAAGGAAGGGGAGCUACAACUGACAUUAAAUAUGACGAGCUGCACCUCGAGGCCGAGCACCCCCAGCUCCCAUCCCAAAACCAGGUUGCAGGGUCAGCUCCCAGGUCCCUGUGGCUUUAUCUCUUCCUUACUGACAGAACCCCACUCAGCCCAGCUGAACUAAAACAUCUCUGGGGCUCCUUGUGCUUGUGCGUAGGAGUGGCCAUGUGACACAGUUCUGGACAAUGAGAUGUAAGCAGGAGUGAUGGGUGGGGCUUCCAGAAAGUUCCCUAGAAAUCUCCCCUACCCCAACUCCCAACCAAGCCUUGUUUGGCCAAGUUUUGGGCCCUGGCUUUUGUCUCUCAAGUCUCCCCCACCCGCAGUGCUGAGUAAACAGGGCUGUAGGGAGAGAGAAUGGUGGAGCCAAGAAGGUAGAUGCUGCUUUUCUGAGGAACUGGCAGAGCCAGGGACCAGCCCUGGUUGC